AUGGUUCCACCAGUUGGCGGUGCAGAGCUUAAGCAGAAGCACUUGCCUCUUUGCAAGCCAAUCAAGGUGGAUUCCAGACAUUGGAUGUACGAACACGUGUUCACAAACUCAGACUCCAGUAUUGCAGUGAAACUCGCUAAUUCUAUUCUCACUUUAACUCACUUUGAUGUAUUGCUUUCAGUGGUAUUCCUCGCCCUCCUGCAUGUCUCUGCUCCCUGGGCAUGCUUCCGAACUUGUCCUUCCGGCUGUGUCUGUAGUCAGGAACGAAGUUGCUCUGUUCUUUGUGACCGAAUUGGGCUACCUGAGGUCCCCAAGGAGUUCCCGUGCGAGGCAUCUGCUAUCAAUUUGGAUAAAAACAACAUCAAAUUCUUGCCAGAGAGAGCUUUCGGGAUUCUUCCAGCCCUCCGAUCUCUCUCCUUGGACCACAACAACAUCUCCUUCAUCACCCCUGGAGCUUUCAAAGGGCUCCCGAAUCUUAUCGAGCUGAAACUAGCUCACAAUGAAUACAUUAAGUACUUGCACACUAGGACUUUCAAUGCUCUGAAACACCUAAUCAAACUUGACUUAUCCUGUUGUAAUCUCUUCAACAUGCCAGAUCGGAUCUUCAUAGAAUCAACUUCCUUGCAAGUGCUUGCCAUUUGGCAGAACCAGUUCAGAAGAAUACCUGGAGCUGUGAGAGGCAUGGAAAGCCUAACCCACUUGUAUCUGGAGCAGAACAGGAUCGAAGCAGUGGCCUACAACUCUCUGCAAGGAUUGAUCAAUCUGAAAUAUCUGAAUUUUCAGGAUAAUAAAAUAGCUGUAAUUCACAACAAAAGUUUUCAAGACUGUGUGAAAUUGGAAUAUCUCUAUCUUAAUGAUAACCUUUUGAGCCAUCUUCCUGAGUUUGCAUUUAAAGAACUCAAGUUUCUGAAGAUGUUGAACUUGGGAAACAAUUUUCUGAUGAAGGUAUCCAAUAUGUGGUUCAGUGACUUGAUUGAACUAGAGGUUCUUUAUCUGGAUAGAAAUGGAAUCAGCUACAUAGAAGAAGGGGCUUUUGAGAAUUUGACCAGUUUGAUUGCCUUGCAUCUAAAUAGCAACAACCUGACUUCCUUGACAUUUUCAGUCUUUCAGCCAGUGUACUUUAUAGGUAGACUCUACCUCUUCAGGAAUCCAUGGGAAUGUGAUUGUAGGAUUGAGUGGUUGAAGGAAUGGAUGGAAAAUUACAAAUUGGUCAGGGAUAUUCCAUGCAUCUCCCCACCUUCAGUAGCAGGAAUGGACUUAAGCAAAGUCAUCUUCCCCAGAUCUCCUGAGGGAUUUUGCUUAGAUCCAGUGGAACAAAACCUGACCUCUUACCUCCCAACUACAACAGAAUGGCUCCGAUCUACCACAGAGAAUAUGCUAAGUAGCCUUAUCUCUAAACUGCUUCUUCCAAAAUUGUUUGAGGAUGAUGUUGGGAAUAGCACUGAGAUAUUUAGGAAUGUAUCAGAUCCAGAUGGAGUCAACGAGAAGGUAUCUGCAGCAGCUGACAUACGACUUUAUCCGAAUAACGUACAAGUCAUGUUCCAGAUUCUCAUUAUUCUUAUUGGUAUAUUUUGCUAUAACAUAUGA
This is a messenger RNA of Callorhinchus milii (elephant shark), 1587 nucleotides long. It is a transcript of the gene nyx, whose product is annotated as nyctalopin. The record is from RefSeq and is a predicted model, not a curated record. The transcript is spliced from 3 exons. The coding region runs from base 1 to 1587 and encodes 528 amino acids. NCBI's taxonomy places the organism in Eukaryota, Metazoa, Chordata, Chondrichthyes, Chimaeriformes, Callorhinchidae. Gene Ontology annotation, molecular function: protein binding. Gene Ontology annotation, cellular component: extracellular matrix.